Messenger RNA from Anarrhichthys ocellatus (wolf-eel), 2676 nucleotides. RefSeq names its product liprin-alpha-1-like. The coding region runs from base 1267 to 1995 and encodes 242 amino acids. The transcript has 6 exons. The record is from RefSeq and is a predicted model, not a curated record. Gene Ontology annotation, biological process: synapse organization. Gene Ontology annotation, cellular component: presynaptic active zone. Gene Ontology annotation, molecular function: protein binding. NCBI's taxonomy places the organism in Eukaryota, Metazoa, Chordata, Actinopteri, Perciformes, Anarhichadidae.
CACCACCUUCUUAACAACACCGUGCUUUUACUCACUGUUCAUUGUUUUUAAGCAUCUCUUUGAGGAGACGUCACAGUUUUCCCUCCGUAUUUAUUUCCAGAUCACUUUUCACUCAGUUUGUUCACAACGAGCAUGUUGGGACUGUUUAACCCGUUUAGUUCGGCUCACAGCAGAAACAUUUGAACGUUGAGUCCCACUAACAGACAAACAUGACGUUUGAUGCGUUUAAGGUUCCACAACCUUAAGAAGACGUUACGGUGAAGCACAGGAAGGAACCGCUGAUGAUGCAAAGCAUGCACAGUUUGCAUAAAUGAAGAAGUCAAGCCUCUCUAUUGCGGUUCGACCCGACUGUUAACUAUAAUAAAUAAUCCUCAUUAUCCAGAAACACCUGGUUUUAAAGAAUUGACCCAAUCUAGUCCUGUCCACACCGUGCACUUCAGAUGAGGAAAGAGAUGUUUAUUCAUUAUCUGCACACGUACGUCGUCAUUAAUCAAGAUUAUGAAAAAAUAAUCUUAUACAACAGACCUCCCCUAAACUCAAUGAGGAAAACAGACUCAUAACAAGAGAAAGCCUAAACCAUCAUCAUUUAGAAAAAUACAACAAAGAAUAAUGACAAGAAGUGCAGAAAAACAACCCGACCAGUAGACUGUGUUCACUGGAUUACAUGAAGAGCAAUACAGAGACAGAGGGACUCUCAGUCAGAAGAUCUUAUUCUCCAUAACGUCCACAGAGGUGACCAGAGACCAACUUAUGAUGAAGCAUAACUCUGCAAACAACGUGCAUAAAUGUAAAAACACCUCAAAGCAUCAGAAGAGUAAACAAACAGCAGAUACUCGUACAGUAAGAACCUUCCAAAUGAAUCAGCAUUGUAGACUCACUGGAACACAGUCUGUGUUAUGUAAUGAUUAAAGAUUCAUAUUAAUACCUUAAGAUUUAGAAAACACAAGUAGUGUGAUGUUUAUGUACUUAAAGGGAAAUGUAUUAUUAUAGUGAAGCACCUGUAACAGUUGGAAUACUUUAUAUUUCUGUAAUAAUUAUAUUUUACAUCAACAGUUAAUGUUAGAACAGUUAACUAUACUCUAUAUACAUAUUGAAUCAUCUUUGCAGUGCGUCGACCUUUUUAAAAUUGUUAAUCAACCGUCAAAAGUUUAGAUAACUGAAAGACAUCAUGUUCAAUAUCCUGGAGUAAUAAUUAGCUUCCUAUUGAUCUCACAUAUGCGUGUUCAGUGAUGUGUUGUGUGACCGUAGACGUUGGCGUACGGAGACAUGAACCACGAGUGGAUCGGUAACGAGUGGCUGCCCAGCCUGGGUUUACCUCAGUACCGCUCCUACUUCAUGGAGUCACUGGUGGACGCCCGCAUGCUGGACCACCUCACCAAGAAGGACCUGAGGGGGCAGCUCAAGAUGGUGGACAGCUUCCACAGGAACAGCUUCCAGUGUGGAGUGAUGUCUCUGAGGAGGCUCAACUACGACAGGAAGGAGCUGGAGAGGAGGAGGGAGGAGUCUCAGCUCGAACUUCAAGAGGUGCUGGUGUGGAGUAAUGAGCGUGUGAUCGGCUGGAUUCAGGCCAUCGGGCUGAAGGAGUACAGCAGCAACCUCUGCGAGAGCGGAGUCCACGGGGCGCUGCUGGGCCUGGACGAGACCUUCGACCACAACGCUUUGGCUCUACUGCUGCAGAUCCCCACGCAGAACACACAGGCCAGAGCGACUCUGGAGCGUGAAUACAACAGCCUGCUGGCCAUCGGCACAGACAGGAGAAUGGAAGAGGACGACGAUGAUAAGAACUUCCGGCGAGCUCCCUCAUGGAGGAAGAAGUUCAGGCCAAAAGACAUGCGGGGGAUGUCCUUGGGUGCGUCCGACACUCUGCCCGCCAACUUCCGAGUGACCGGUAGCGGCGGGGGGUCUCCCUCCAUGCAGCCAAAGAGGAGCCCGAUGGAAGGAAGUCAGUCUAUACAGAGGCUGGACACUGCCACAGUCAGGACCUACUCUUGUUAACACACAACGGUAAGCAUCAACUCUGCAAUAAUAGAAGUACACUCAAAGCACACACAGUAUGGCUGUUGCUUCACUGCAGAUUAGGGGUGGGGAAUCAAUACGGCACAGUAUCGCCAUAUUGUAUCGACACACAAACGCCAUAUAUCAAUCUUUUAUUAUAUAAACUCUUAAUAUUGCAAUUAGGGAUGUCGGGAUUAACCGGUCAACAAUAUGAGUCAGGUUUUAUAGAAAAUUACCAGAGAGUCAUGUGACCCUUUUAUUAAUAAAACGUUAUAUUGGCCGAUCGUCAUCGGCCAAUAUUCAGUAAAUAUAUGAGACCUGAAGCUCGACAUUGAUGCUUUGUAGUCACCAGUCUGAUGUUGAUGUCAUCUGUAAAAUGUAGUUUUGGUGAUAAACUAGAAUAAAUCCAGUAGUUUGAAGGAGAUGUUUUCACAUGAAUAUAAAUAGAUAUUAGAGAUGAACUAUGAGCUGUUUGACUUCAUAACACGAGCUCUAAGCUCAUUAUUAUACUUCAUUAAUAAUAAUAAUGAAGAGAUUUAUUUAUCAAUAAAAACACAAUCUUCUAUUUCAUUAGUUUGAAUUGUUUGCAGCGUAAAUUACUUUAACGAAAUAAAAGUAUAACAUUUAGAACUUUUUCAGAGCAGUGAAAUCAUUUUUGUGACGGAGAUGAAAACAAAUAAU